GCAUCAGCUACUUCUUUGUGACUGGGUCCUGAUUAAGGUCCUCCCAAGAAAGACUUCAUUGGAUCCACGCUCAAGAAGACUCUACCAGGUUUUCCUGACCCCCUUCGUCGCUGUAAAGUACCAAGGCCUUAAGACUUGGUCACUGUAUAUAUGCCUUAUUUCCUGGGUCCGCGGGAAGCAUGAGUCUGUUGGGACUUGGGACAAGAAGAAAACAAGACCUCUUCACAAGAAAAACCAGACACUAACAAAAAGUAUCCCAAAGUCUGAAGAGCUAGACCACAAACAUGGCUGACAGGGAUCCUGCAGAGGUCUCUCAAAAGGAUUUGAAAAAUGACCCGCCAAUAAGUUCUCAGGCACAGGAGAUCGCAGUCCCAGCAAGUACCACCAAAGAAGCUCAGACCCCUGACCUUGCCUCUGAUCUUAACAAAGUUCACCAAGAGGUAGAAACAGUAGGUCCAGGAAGUACAGACACAGAUGAUCUAUCAGAAAGUCCAGAUGAAACAAAUUAUGAGAACUAUCCAAAGGAUAAAACAGAACAUGAGAACAACCAGAGUUUUCAGGAUGAAGAAGAAGAACAUCAACUCUCUUCGGAAAGUCCAAGUGAAAAACCCUUGGAUCCAGAACCCACCUGUUCUCCAAAUGACAAGGUAGGAAGAGAAGAUGCACUCUUCUGGAGCAGCUCUGCAGCCCUGCCUGAGGAAGUGAACAGCGAACCUGGAGUGUUACAGGAGCCACCUGCCAUAGACCCUCAGGGUACCCAGAGCCCUGCUUAUUCCCCUGCAGCACCGGAGAGCCAGAGUACAGCGAGGAGGCGACUGCAGGCACCAGAAGCUGAAAGUCAUCAGCAAGAAACACAAGAAUUGGAAGAAAACAAACAGAAUGCACUGGAUACCGUAAGAAAGAUGAAUACAAAGAAGUUUUUGAAUUAUGGCUCCAUCUUUUUUGGCUUCCUGGUUAUGACACUUUUUUUGCUAAGUUGUGUUAAUAGCUUCUAUUCCUCUCCAGCCCAGCAAGUGCCCAAAAAUCCAGCUUUGGAGGCCUUUUUGGUUCAGUUCAGCCAAUUGAAAGAUAAAUUUCCAGGCCAGAGUUCCUUCUUAUGGCAGAGAGGACGUAAAUUUCUCCAGAAGCACCUCAAUGCUUCAAACCCUACUGAGCCAGCCACCAUCAUAUUUACAGCAGCUCAAGAGGGAAGAGAGACCCUGAAGUGCCUGAGCCACCUCGUGGCAGAUGCCUACACCUCCUUCCAGAAAGUCUCUGCCAUUCAAAUUGAUGGGACUGGAAGAACCUUGCAGGACAGUGACACAGUCAAGCACUUGGUUGAUGUGGAGCUGAGCUCGGGAUUUGAGAAUGGCCAGAAGGCUGCCGUGGUACACCACUUUGAAUCCCUUCCUGCAGGUUCUACCUUGAUCUUCUAUAAGUAUUGUGACCAUGAGAAUGCUGCCUUCAAAGAUGUGGCCCUAGUCCUGACUGUUCUCCUAGAGGAAAAAACAUUAGAAGCAAGUGUUGGCCCCAGGGAAACUGAAGAAAAAGUUAGAGAUUUACUCUGGGCCAGGUUUACCAACUCUGACACUCCUCGCUCCUUCAACCACAUGGACUCUGACAAAUUGAGCGGGCUCUGGAGCCGCAUUUCACACCUGGUGCUGCCCGUCCAGCCUGUGAAGAGCAUAGAAGAACAGGGGUGCCUUUUAUAAGUUAAGAACAGAAUUGGUUUUUGAAGGCAUGGAGUUAUUAAAAAGUCAGUUUAUAAACCUGUUUCUCUGGAAGGAGGUUGAUGAAAAGCCUGGAAAGCACAAAUGAGCUUAUUUUAGAGAAAAAAAUUCAUUUUUUUUACCUUUUGUAAAAUCUUUCUAAGCUUGACAAAACUUGACUUUUUUUUUUCCUGGCCUUUCAAGUAAAUCAGGUUUAAAAUAUGCAUAAAAAUGUAAUUGAGGCUCUUUUUUUUUAUUUAAAUCUAAAAAUAUAGCAACAGAAUCAUUACAUGGGAGAUAAAAUCUUCUCAGAAUGACUACAGUGAUUUUUGUUUCAGAGUCUAAGGAGCCUUUUGGCUAGUGUUUGGACUUGGACUAGAGUAAUUACAAUUUUAUGAAGCAAUGGUAAUUUAAAAAAUGUUUUUUCUAUCACGUUAAGUAUUUUUUAAACUGAUUUUAAUAACCUAGUCAUGGGAUUAUAUCUUAUACUAAUUUGCAUUUUUAACAGUAUAAAAAGAAAUGUGAAUUCAAAUACUUAGCUAUAUGUAAGGCACUGUGCUUUUAUUCCGUUAAUGGGCUGAGGUGUAAAAGCAACUAUCCUCAAGAAAUGUUCUUAAAAAUUGGAAACAAGGAGGAAAUUAUUUGUAAUCAUUGGAAAUGAAGCAAUUCCAAUGGACCAUAUCUUUACUUCAGCUUUCUUGAAUGCUUUAGAGCAGUGGUUUCUAAGCUGUGUCUACUGACAACCCUCCCCUUUUUAUCAGAGCAUUUCGCUUUUGACUGCUCUAUAUAGUGGGAGUCUCCAUAAGAUUUAAUUGGAGCAAAGAGUUCUCCUGAUAAUGAAAUUUGAGAAUCAUUGAUUAAGUGAAAAAAGCAUUAGAAGAUAGGAAUAAGGGGAGAAAAAUAAUAUAUUAAAACUUAUGAGUUAGAAGAUGAAAUAAUAGGUUUAUUAUACAGACAUGCUAUUUAUAAAAGAUAAAGACAUAAAGAUGAACAGCAGAAUGUAUAAACUGGUAUUUGCUGAGUAUAUUUCUGAUGCUUUUGUUAAUUUCUGUUAAUCAUCAUUUCUGUCUCCCCUGAAUGGAAUUUUAUAAUUGUCUCGGAUGAGAGUUUGAGUGCCAUUUAAGCAGAACAGAUUUUAAUAACUAAUUGAAUAGUAGAUUUUAUCUGGGUACAGUAGCAUAACUUCACCAUGCUAUCUACUUGUUACACAGUGAUGGAACAUAUAAAUGCAGCUCAUUUGUUGACUAGAUAGUUGAAAACAACAGUAGGUUAACAAUUAAAGAAAUCCAAGAGACACUAUACUUCCUAAAAGGAAGCAGACAUGGUGAAUAGAUUCUAAGAGGUUUGAAUGCCCAAUAGUAAAUGUUGGACCGUGUUCUGUGAUUAUGAGAAAGAUUGAGAACAGUGUUGAUGGAGACAGUAGUUGUUAAUUUGCAUUGCAGCUCUGAAGGCAGAACUCUAGUAAAAUUGUAUAAAGGGUCUGUUCCAUGACGUGGAACCAUCACCAUGAUCUUGGAAUAUCUCAACUAGUUUUUGGCUUCUCUGCUGCUGUGAGAGCAGAAUAUGUAUGUAUAGUGUGUGUGUGUGUGUGUGUGUGUGUGUGUGUGUGUGUGUAUCUUUCCCGUGUUUCCAAAAAGCUUUUCAUGUUUUAAUCAGAAGUCACAUGAUUAAAACAUGAAAAGCUUUUUGGAAACAUUGGGAAGAUACAGGGAUCUUUACUGAUACCUAAAAAGAGAUUAUAAAGACAUGGGGGAAGAAUCUAUUGGAAAAUAUCUGUCACAGGAAAGACACAUACAUCUGUUCUAUCCAAGGCCUUAAGUGGUGGUCAGUUGAGUGUAGGGCAUACCUAAAAGAACUGUUUUCGUUUGUGACUUUGUGAAGGAAUCUUUCAAAUAGAUUUGAGUAAAGACCUGCCUGAACAAAAGGACAGAGCAUAGUAAAUAUAAUAUCAGUAUCAAUCCAAUACAGAAUCAGAGGAAAUUGAAGAAAAAUGUAUAUACCGUAUUUGAAUUUUUUCCUGUAUUUCUAGAUCUCAGGUGCCAGCUAGCAUUCUGUCACACAAAACCAAUGGUGCCUUGUAGACUUGUUCUGUUGGCCUGCUGACCUGUGCUACCUCAGAUCUAUGAAGAACCAGUAUGAAAUGUGCAUACCCAAUCUACCAGUGUCUCAGAUCACAGAUGAGAAAAACAUUUUUGUUUCUUCAUUCAGUUGAAUAUGAUUUUUUAUCAUUUUCUUUCAAUAUAAUUUAGAAAAAGAUUGUAAACUGGCACUUUUUCUUUUAAUGUUUAGCCUUUGUUAAAAAAAAAAACACUUUUCCUUUCAUGUAUAAGUGCAAUCAGCUGAAACUGUUGUCAGUUUUCUAUCCACUAUUUCAAAACUUAUAUUAAAAAGAAGCAGUUUAUUAGUUUUGGGUCUAUUCAUGAAUAAAAUGAUUAUUUUUAAAGCAUAAAACUUUAUAUUUUUUAAAUGUACAAAUAAUUAAAAUGUAUUAUCUAAUGUAUGCUUAACAUUAAUUUCUAUUCAGUUAUUUCUUUUUUUUUUUUUCAAGUUUACAGAUUUUCUUUUGCGUAUCUGGGAUUUCAUCUUUCAUUACUUUUGCGGUUUUGUUUUUUUUUUUUAGAAUAGUGACUCAUGGGCAUAGGAUAUCAUACAUGAUACCAUACAUAACUGUUUAAUUAUUAUCACAGAAAAAUUGUAAUUACAUUCUGCAUUAAUAUAAGUUGCUUCCUGAGUGAUAUCAGAGUUCCAGAAGAAACUGGUGUAGAAUCAGACACUGGUGUAGAAUCAGUCCAGACACUGGACUUUGGAGUUUUUUUUCUCCUGUGAGGUAGUUUUAAGUUUCUCAGUUAGUUUUGAAGAGUUGGCAGAGAAGUUUCAGGGGAUUCCUAUGGCUAAAAAAAUUAAUGCUGUUGUUUCCUUUUGUAUCUUUUAAAUCAAUAAAAUAGCUUAAAUGUA
Nyctereutes procyonoides (raccoon dog) is the source of this 4643-nucleotide messenger RNA. Its product is annotated as torsin-1A-interacting protein 2-like. Gene Ontology annotation, cellular component: membrane; endoplasmic reticulum. Gene Ontology annotation, molecular function: ATPase activator activity. Gene Ontology annotation, biological process: endoplasmic reticulum organization; membrane organization. The record is from RefSeq and is a predicted model, not a curated record. Lineage: Eukaryota; Metazoa; Chordata; Mammalia; Carnivora; Canidae. Bases 285 to 1691 code for a protein of 468 amino acids. The transcript has 5 exons.